UGUGGUUCUCCAAAGACUGAAGAGCAGAGAAGAGGAAAAUCCCAGUCCGUGUUUUUAUUAUAGAGAAUUAGGAGCUGCUCUGCUGCAGAAUCACCUGUUGUUGCAAGUCUUCUGCAGCUCCUCAUGUCCAUGUUCCUGGAGAGUUUAAACUGACUUCAAUAAACACCACCAGAAAGUCUACCUCUCCAUGUUGUCAUCAGAAGAGAUCAAAUGUGAGAAUGUGGUGUCUGAAGGCUCCAGCACUCAGCAAACAUUCUUUGUUAUUCUCCAAAAUAAUUCAUUGCUCAGUAAUCCAGCAACAUGUAAUAGGAAUCGAAGAAUUCACCAUUGUUCAGAUUGUGGGAAGAAUUUUGCUGCGCAGAGUGACCUUCAGAGACACCAGCGCAUUCACACAGGGGAGAAACCGUAUCCGUGCUCAGAGUGUGGGAAGAGUUUUACUCGACAAAGUAUUCUCACAAAACACCAGCGCAUUCACACAGGAGAGAAACCCUUUGACUGCUCUGAAUGUGGACACAGUUUUACUGCACUAAGUGAUCUCCAAAGACACCAGCUUAUUCACAAAGGGGAGAAGCCUUACAGCUGUUCAGAGUGUGAACAGUGUUUUCGAGAAAGUGGUGCCCUGAGAAGACAUCAGCGCAUUCACACUGGAGACAAACCCUAUUAUUGUUUAGAGUGUGGGAAGAGUUUUAGAGAGAGUGGUACCCUCAAAAAACACCAGCGCAUUCACACAGGAGAGAAACCGUAUCAGUGCACAGAGUGUGGACAGAGUUUUAAUCAACAGUUUCACCUCAAGAAACACCAGCGCGUUCACACUGGUGAGAAGCCGUAUUACUGCUCAGAGUGUGGACAAAAUUUUAGUACAAAUGGCACCCUCAAAGCGCACCAGCUCAUUCACAAAGGAGAAAAACCAUUUUCCUGUUCAGAGUGUGGACAGAGUUUUAGAGAGAGUGGUGCCCUCAAAAAACACCAGUGGAUUCACACAGGAGAGAAACCGUAUCAAUGCUCAGAGUGUGGACAGGGUUUUAGAAAGAGUAGUGCUCUUAAAACACACCAGCACAUUCAUUCAGAACAGCUUCAUGUACAUGCACCAAACUUUUGAACGUACAAUAUAUUACCAAAAGUAUUUGCUUACUCAUCCAAAUCAUUGAACUUGAGUUCCAAUCACCUCCAUGGCCACAGGAGUAUAAAAACCAACAACAUAGGCAUGCAGACUACAUGAUUCUCCAAAUAUUAGUGAAACAAUAGGGACUGUUACAGUAUCCCUAACCAUUGACUGUGGAAUAUUUAGCAAAGUGGCAGCAACAGGGAACAAAUGCAACUCUCUCUGUCAACAUAAAAUAACAGAUGCAAAAUGAAGCAUAGUGCAUGGAGGUUGCCAACUUAGAACCUAGACAGGCAGACUGCUUCUACAAACAUUAGUAAAAGAAUGGGUCUUUCUCAGGAGCUCAGUGAAUUCCAGCAUGGUACCAUGAUAGGAUGCAGCACCUGUACAACAAGUCCAGUCAUGAAAUUUCCUCACUACUAGGCCUAUAAACAACAAACAAUAAUAUUGUCAUUUUAACGGGGAAUUAUAAAAAAAAUGCUUUUUCCUGCUUCUGGGCUCCCAAAGGAGCUUCAAGACAGUGUGUCACAGUAAUAAAAUACUAGCAUAAUAAUACUAUUACACUAUUUUACAGUUAAACUAAACUUUUUAUUAUUAAGAACAGAAACUGUGCUUCCAAUAUACAAAUAUCUUAAUGUCCAAAAUAACUAAAACAAAUAAAGAACAAGCAUCCUGGACUCUGAGAAAACUGCAAUAAAUAUUCAACAACAAAAAUUAACAACAUUUACAUUUAAUUCAAUAUUCAUAUUCAGUAUUCAGCUCGAAAAAAUUGGGCUGGGUGGUUGUGCUUUAAAUGAGAUCUCAGAUUUGUUUUCACUGUUUUGAAUCAAGUCAACAUACCGGCUGCUUCGCGUUGAUGUUCUCCUUGCUCAUUUGGCUUAAAGCCAAAAUACUCGCACACACCGUAAGUCCAUUUGGACUUCUAAAAAACCUUCUAAACUCUCUCUAAAGCGGUUUAGUUAAGAGAAAGUCCUCGAAUACAUUCGCAAGCACACGUUUGCUCGGCUGUGUGUGUAAGUGUGUGUGUGCGCGCGCGUGUGCAGACGCCGUCACUGAUGAGCUCCGCCUGCCACUACACUAAUUUCCUAACCAAUAGACGUCGCUGUCAGCGAGAGAGCCACACAGCGCGACUCGUUCUCAUGUAAACAAACUCACGUGCCCAAUGGCUGUUAUCGACGUUGGCAAAAAUGAUCGCGAUUAAAAAAAUGAUCGUACGAUAAGUCCAUAACAUAGUUAUCGCGACAGGCCUACUCACUACUAAACAUUCCACAGCCAACUGUCAGUAAUUUUGUAAUAGUAAAAGUGGACACAACUUGCUCUAUCAGUGUAAAAUAACAGAGUGGGGUCAGCAGAUGCUGAAGAGCAUAGUGCACAGAGGUUCUCAAUUUUCUGCAUGUGGCCUUAAGACUUGCUCAAGAACUGUGCAUAGAGAGCCUUACAUCCCCAAACGCAAUGCAUGGCAGUUAAGCAAGUGCUUUUGGAAAUAUUGUGCAUCUGUGGUUUCUGGCAUCAAGAAAUUUCAGAAGAUUCUCUUUAGUCCUGUAAGUUGUCAGGUGAUGCUGCUACUGAUAACACUUCCACAGGUAAACAUAGAACAUGUACCUUGUUAUCAACGCAAUGGGAAAGAACACAGAGUAGAUCAUCUUCUUCGAUUGCAGGUACUCAUCAAUGCUGAUUGAAAACCAAUUUCAUACCCUGCUGUUUUGGAAGUUUUGGAAACUCUCCAGCCAUAACCACAAUGUCUUGGGUCUUCACACUUCCCGUUCUUCACAUCCAACGUGUCCAAUACAAUAACAGACUAGUUAGUUAUUGUCUAAAAAUAAUUCAAGACCAUCACCGACAGCUAUGUUACCACAUCAUCAGCACUGUUCACUCCAUUUUGGAGGAAUGUUUUAGCUCACUGUUGUAGAUGUGGAGGAAAUAUUUAUACAUAAUGUGUAAAAAAAAAAUGUCUAUCUAUGGAUUUGUGGUUCAUUGAUGGAUUGUAUUCCACAUGGUGCAUGGUGGUGUGAAUGAUUAAAAAUAAAUGAGAUUAAUGUAAA
Astyanax mexicanus (Mexican tetra) is the source of this 3144-nucleotide messenger RNA. Its product is annotated as zinc finger protein 239-like. Gene Ontology annotation, molecular function: DNA-binding transcription factor activity; RNA polymerase II cis-regulatory region sequence-specific DNA binding. Gene Ontology annotation, biological process: regulation of transcription by RNA polymerase II. The transcript has 2 exons. NCBI's taxonomy places the organism in Eukaryota, Metazoa, Chordata, Actinopteri, Characiformes, Acestrorhamphidae. The record is from RefSeq and is a predicted model, not a curated record. Bases 188 to 1099 code for a protein of 303 amino acids.